This is a messenger RNA of Rotaria socialis, 522 nucleotides long. The record is from the annotation of a GenBank genome assembly. NCBI's taxonomy places the organism in Eukaryota, Metazoa, Rotifera, Eurotatoria, Philodinida, Philodinidae.
AUGAGCAAAUUAUAUUCGUCUAUUAUCGCAAAAUAUUUCGAUGAGUCACAUAAAACUCAACCACGUAAUGUCAUAAUCGGUCGACCUGAUUUAAAUACUAUUCGAUAUCCGAAAAAUGUCAUUCGUAACCAAAAAUAUAGCAUAAUAACAUUUAUUCCACUUUGUCUUUAUGAACAAUUUAGUGUAUUUCUUAAUCUUUAUUUCCUUAUUAUUGGAUUGUCACAAUUUAUUCCAAUGUUUCGUGUUAACUAUUUUUUUACAUAUAUGGCACCAUUGGCGUUUGUCGUAUGUGUAUCUAUGCUACGUGAAGGAUACGAAGAUAUUAAAAGGGCAUAUCGUGAUAGAGAAAUCAAUUCUCAAAUAUACACAUUGUUAACUGAAAAUGGACACCGUGAAGAAAAAUUGAGUUCCGAAAUAAAAGUAUCUGAUAUUAUUAUUCUACGAAAAAAUCAGCGUGUACCUGCUGAUAUACUUCUCUUACAAACAUUAGACAAAUCAGGUAAAUAUAAAGAGCAAGCAUAG